Messenger RNA from Solanum pennellii, 3215 nucleotides. Its product is annotated as nuclear intron maturase 3, mitochondrial. Gene Ontology annotation, biological process: mRNA processing. The transcript has a single exon. Lineage: Eukaryota; Viridiplantae; Streptophyta; Magnoliopsida; Solanales; Solanaceae. The coding region runs from base 266 to 2524 and encodes 752 amino acids. The record is from RefSeq and is a predicted model, not a curated record.
AAUAAAAUAUUUUGGGAGAAGAGGGAAGGGAAACAAAAGUAAAAGGCUAAAAGUAAUUAAAUUUUAUAAAUUUCUUCCGCACAUUGAACAAUUCGUCGCCGGUGAUUUUCCCGUCGUGAUCCUCGUCGGAGAAAUCAAACUCAUCUCUCAUCUUCCGCCGCCGGCGACGGCGGCAGCUUCUCAAACGCCGAGCUGAUAGUUUCAACAUCAGUUUCUCUUUACUCGGAGGCGAUUUACAGCAGCAAACCUCAAAUUUGAACUGAAAAUGCUCAGAAGAACUCCACUGUACUUUACUUCCAAGAUUACACUUUUCUCACUUCCAAAACUCCACCUUUCAACCCUUUCUCCUUCAUCUUCACCCUUUUACCAAAACCCCACAAAAAUCCUUUCUCAAUCAGAUAUCAAAAACCUCGUUUUCUCCCAGUAUCACCAUGGCAAGUUUCACAAUCUCCUCCAAAACGUCGUCGCUUUACCCUCUUUCCUUCUCACAGCUUGCCAAAAUCUCAAACCAAAUGACAAGAAUACCCUCACUCUUGAUUUUGUCUCAACUCAUUUUUUCUCACUUCAAGAGCUCUCUUAUCACCUCUCUACGAAUCAAUUUGAUGUCAAAGUUUGUGGCUUUACUAUCCCUCCAUCUUCAGUUAAAGGUAAACCACUUGUGCUUCCUAAUUUGAAGCUUAAAGUAGUUAUUGAAGCUAUAAGAAUGGUUCUUGAAUCUAUAUAUAAUGAUAGAUUUGUGACAUUUUGUUAUGGUGGACGUGUUAAUAUGGGAAGACAUACCGCUAUUCGUUACCUUAAGAACUCUGUUGAGAACCCAAGUUGGUGGUUUACUGUUUGUUUGAAUACUGCAAAAUUUGAAAAUAAGCAUGUUGAUAGGUUGUGUAGGGUUAUGGAAGAGAAAAUUAGUGAUGAGGCAUUGAUUGGUUUAAUAGAAGUGCUGUUUGAGUCUGAAAUAGUGAGUAUUCAAUUGGGUGGUUGUUGUUUAGGUAGAGGGCUUCCUCAAGAAUGUGGGUUGAGUUCAAUUUUGAUUAACAUUUACUUUAAUAGUUUCGAUAAGGAGAUUCAAGAACUAAGGCUUAAAACGAGUCGGGAGAAUCCGAGAGUUGAUGCUAAUGACUUUGCUGAGGGAUAUCAGGGGAAUGCUUUCUAUAAGCCGUUGAAGAUAUAUGCAGUUAGGUAUUUGGAUGAGAUAUUGGUUAUCACGUCGGGGACAAAGAUGAUGACUUUGGAUUUGAAGAGUAGGCUUGUGCAGAUUCUUGAGAGAGAUAUGGAAUUCGGUAUUGAUAAGGUUAAGACUGUUAUUCAUAGCGCUACUUCUGAGAAGAUAGAAUUUUUGGGGAUGGAGCUUCAGGCGGUUAAGCCGUCUGUCUUGCACCCACCAAUGUCACAAAAGGCGAUCAGGGCGAGGAAGAAGUACCUCCGGCAGAAAGAAGUUAGAGCUUUGGAGUUAAGAAAUGCUAAAGAGAGUAAUAGAAAGAAAUUGGGAAUGAAGAUAUUCAGUCAUGUAUUUAAGAAAAUGAAGCGGGCCAAUGGUUUCAAAACUGAUUUCCAGAUUGAGAGUGAAGUCAACCAAAUCUUUGAUUCUUGGGCUGAAGAGGUAAUGCAAGACUUUUUGGAAUCUGUCGAUGAUCGUUGGGAAUGGCAUCGGAUGCUUUCAGCUGGUGACUUCCUUUCUUUGAAAAGGAUCAGAGAUCAACUGCCCCGUGAACUUGUAGAUGCUUAUGACAACUUUCAAGAGCAAGUUGACAGGUACAUAAAUCCCAUCAAAGCAAAAAGGAUGUUAGAGGAACAAGUAAAGAUAGCAGAGGAAGAAGAGGAGCGGAAAUACUCUGAUCAAACUGUGGCAGAUCUGACAAAGUUAUGCAUAAAAGUUGAGGCGCCCUUAGAAAUUGUUAAGAAGGCAGUCAAACUGAUUGGAUUUACAAAUCAUAUGGGCCGUCCUAGGCCGAUUAGUUUACUUAUGGUUCUUGAAGAUGCUGAUAUCAUCAAGUGGUAUGCUGGUAUUGGAAGAAGGUGGCUUGAUUUCUUUUGCUGCUGCCACAACUUCAGAAAGUUGAAGAUUAUAGUAUCUUAUCAUUUAAGAUUCUCGUGCAUCUUGACUUUAGCAGAGAAGCAUGACUCCUCAAAGAAGGAAGCAAUCAGACAUUACACCAAGGAUCUGAAAGUUUCUAAUGUUGAUGGGGUUGAAAAAAUGUAUUUUCCCACAGAAAGGGAAGUCAAAAUGAUGGGAGAUAACGUUCUCAUUGAUCCAAAUCCCGUGGAUGGUUCUCUAGGGAUGACAUUGAUUAGAUUAGCUUCUGAUGAGCCCUCUUACUGUUGUGCUGCUCAUUUUUGUGACAGAAGAGAUACUAUUGUCUACCGAAUUAGGUUACUUUUGGAUCCGUGGGUUCCAGGAAUGGGUGCUAUACAUGAGAAUUUGAAUAAGAGAUGCAUCCCUUUAUGCUCUGACCAUAUUAGUGAAUUGUACUUAGGUAGACUAACUUUGCAAGACACUGAUUUUGCUUCUCUUUUGCAUGUGGAUUAGUUGAUGUAUUGUCAGAGUGAACAUCAAGAAUGCUAUAUAUUACUAAGGAACAUACCCGGUGUACUCAACCACAGCUUGUAUAUCCAUCCAGUCUUUUUGUUUCAGAAAACCAUGGUCAAUUAUGCAAAGCUUCAACUAUUGAGAAAGCUGAAGAGUUUUCCAGAAUUGGAUUACUGUUGGAGGUUAUGCCUCAUGCAUAAAAGAUGUAUGUGAAGACACAAUUUGGCCUCCAUGUACACCACAAAUCAUGGCUAUCUAAGAAUACAUGAUAUGAAGACUAUGAGAGUAAUGCUCUCUGAAAAAUGGAUGUUGUUGUGCAGGAGUGCACCAUUGUUCUGUCUAAGCUCUUGGUGCCUGAUAUGUUAAGAAAUUCUCAAUGCAAAGAGUAGCAAGUAUUGUUGAUGAAAGAUCAUUUCUCAAGUCAACAAGUAAUACAAACAUCUCAUCAUUCUAUCAACUUCCUGUUGAGAGAUCAAAGUACCAAACAAACUUAUUGAGUCUCCAGCAGUAUUGCCAUGUUUCGUUUUGAGUGAAAGCAUUCGGAUAGGCGAUACCAGCCAAGGUCUGCAUGCAUCAGCCAAGACUUGCACGCAUCGAACUCUUAUGAGUGAUAGCUUGUAUUACUACUCAAAAGCUCUAGUUUUUAUUGUAAAAAAUUUAUAUAUAUAUGGUCAAACACCUUUAUUUUUUA